Molecule: messenger RNA, 1003 nt
Organism: Vigna umbellata (rice bean)
Lineage: Eukaryota; Viridiplantae; Streptophyta; Magnoliopsida; Fabales; Fabaceae
Source: RefSeq, a predicted model, not a curated record
AUUGGAUAGAUACCACUUUCUUGGUCGUCCAUUCUUUUCUAUCUUACUUCCUCUGCCUCACACAACUCACUCUCCCAUGGCUUCUUUGGCUCCCUCUGCUUCUCUCAUCUCCUCAAAUCCUAACAUUCUCUUCUCUCCCAAAUUCCCUUCUUCUUCCUUUUCUUCUCUCUCCUUCCCCUAUUCUUCCAAUUCCCUUUUCAAACCUUUACGCACUUCUCUCAAUCCUUCAUCUCCCGCUCUCAAAACCUUCGUUGCCAGAGCUUCGAGUGAACUUCCAUUGGUUGGGAACGUAGCACCCGACUUUGAAGCAGAGGCUGUUUUUGAUCAGGAGUUUAUCAAGGUCAAACUAUCUGAAUAUAUUGGGAAAAAAUAUGUUAUCCUAUUUUUCUACCCAUUGGAUUUCACAUUCGUUUGUCCUACAGAAAUCACUGCCUUCAGUGAUCGGCAUGCAGAGUUUGAGGAAAUAAAUACAGAGAUUUUGGGUGUUUCAGUUGACAGUGUGGUGAGUUUUGUUGUUGUUAUCAUUGUAUUUUCACACCUUGCAUGGGUUCAAACUGAUAGAAAGUCGGGUGGUCUUGGCGACUUGAAUUAUCCUUUGAUUUCUGAUAUCACCAAAUCCAUCUCGAAAUCUUUUGGUGUUCUCAUUCCCGAUCAGGGGAUUGCAUUGAGAGGAUUGUUCAUUAUUGACAAGGAAGGGGUUAUUCAGCAUUCUACCAUUAACAACCUGGCCAUCGGUAGAAGUGUUGAUGAGACAAAGAGAACUCUCCAGGCCUUGCAGUAUGUGCAGGAGAACCCAGAUGAAGUUUGCCCAGCUGGGUGGAAGCCUGGUGAGAAGUCCAUGAAACCAGACCCUAAACUUAGCAAAGAGUACUUCUCUGCUAUUUAGGGUGGAUGAAUUUAUAUGAAGACUUGUAACGCCAACAAAAAUAUCAUAAACUACGGAUCUUGAUAACACUUACCUGUUGUUGGUUUUUGGUUAUAAAUAUACCAGUAUUCAUAUCGA